Aspergillus ochraceoroseus IBT 24754 is the source of this 876-nucleotide messenger RNA. Its product is annotated as mitochondrial 54S ribosomal protein bL28m. The record is from RefSeq and is a predicted model, not a curated record. The transcript has a single exon. Gene Ontology annotation, cellular component: mitochondrial large ribosomal subunit. Lineage: Eukaryota; Fungi; Ascomycota; Eurotiomycetes; Eurotiales; Aspergillaceae. The coding region runs from base 92 to 730 and encodes 212 amino acids. Gene Ontology annotation, molecular function: structural constituent of ribosome.
CCUCAAGGCGACACUCAACGCCCUUCAAUUGCUUCCACAACCCGCUUUUUCUGUCAUGAAAAGGAGUUUCUCAUCGUCUCAAUUUCUGUGAAUGGCAAGCUUGCCCACGCUUUCUACCAUGUCUCUCCCUUUCUCUCUCACAGCGACGUUCCGCAGUCUGUCCUUGACAGCUUCAACGAGAUCCUUUUCUACAACACGAAUUACCCAGAAAACCAAACAACUACCGGAUUAUAUUCCCCCAUAUCCCUAUGGCCCGAAUUAUAUCUACAAGCAAUCCAACUCCGGCCUUUACGGAGGCACAAUGAUCCAAUUUGGAAACAAAAUCUCCAAGGGCCGCAACGAAGGGAAAACGCGACGGUUCUGGAAGCCUAAUGUCCGAAGAAAGAAGCUCUGGAGUGAGGCGCUUGGUGAACACCUUUAUAUCAAGGUCACCCGAAAGGCUCUACGAACGAUCUGGAAGUCUGGAGGUCUCGACAACUACUUGCUGGAUGACCGACCUGGGCGAGUCAAGGAACUGGGCAUGUUUGGAUGGGAACUUCGAUGGCGAGUGAUGCAAACACCGAAAAUCCAGGAGCAAUUCCGACAUGAACGACAGCGCCUGGGAUUGCCGGAGCCCCCUUCUUUUGAGGAAUGGAUGAAACAGAAGGAGGCUGAGCUGCAGGCGAAAGUGGAGGAAGAUACCAACAUCAAGGAGAUCACCAAGCCGACCUACAAUGAGAAACUAUACUAGUGGGGUAUUUUUAUAUUUGCUCCCACUGUUAACCAACGGAUAGGCGUCUGUAUUAUUAUUAUGAGGAUUGUUUGAGUACUGGCAUCCGCUCUAUUCAAGGAGGGCUGGAGAGAAUUAUCGAAGGUUUUUUUUUUUUUUUUUUUUUU